CUACUCAGUAAACAGCUAGGCUAAACACAUCCAGCUACUUUAACUGUUUUCUAUGUGUAUUAAAUUGUGCGUUAAAAGAUAUUAUGGUAAUUUUAAAAAUUUAUUUUCCGACAAAUCUUGUUUUUAAAAUGUCCUCCUGUAUUAAACUAUCUGGAGCACGUCAUUAAUAGUAAGGUAGUUUAGCCAAAUGAUGUUUUCAUUGUCCAUUGUGGAGCCAGAGAGUUGAAUGGCAGCAGUAACACAAACUGGGAAAAAUUAACAAUGAUAAUUCUGUUAGUUGUUCAAGGAAAAUAAAGCCUUGAUGACUUGCUCCUUUAUAGCCACAAUCAAAGUAAACCUGUGACUUUGUUUUUUGGGUCAGAAGUUUAUUUUAUAGCUGCGAUCUCUGCAGGGCAGUUUGGUGAGGCCUCCACUCUUUUCUACCAGUUGCUACUGUGUUUAUCUGCAUGGAGAUAACAUUGUGAUGUGUCCUUUGACUAGAAGCUGUCUGCCGGACGAUGAUUAACCACAGUAUUAUUAAUCUAAGCACAUUUAAAAGAAGGAAAUACAACAAUCUGUGUCGCUUCUGAUAAGCAGGGCACAAGGAUGCCCGGAAGUGAUACCUGGCCCGGUGGCACUGGACUGGACACGACGCCCGGCAUGGACAGUGCCGGCAGCUGUGACAGUGUUGUCAGUGCUAAUUCUGGCUUUAGCGAUGACAGUCUGGGUCAUCUGUCUGCUGAGGAGAAGGCUUGCCUCAUGUUUUUGGAGGAGACUAUCGAGUCUUUGGAUACUGAGGAGGACAGCGGGCUGUCCAACGAUGAACCGGACCAACUGCCUGGACCUGGCAACGUUGCUACCAAACUGGCUGAUCUAUCAGCCUCCAUGAGUAACAACAAGCUUAAUGGCUCUGGGAAACCUGUGUCUACAGAGCCUCUAAAGAAAGAUGUUGAUGCCAAACCUAUACAGAGCUACCUGGUACCUACACCUCUAGUUUUGGCAAGCAGCCCUCCACAUUCUCUACCCAGUAAACCGGGAAAUCCAACAGACAAGAACCUCUGUUCUAAGGCUCAGUUCACUCCAUCGAGCAACAAAAGCUGUGUUGCUCCUCCACUGCCGUUGGAGGUUAAUGUGGUGAUGCCUCCUCCAGUAAAACCCAAGGACAACUCAUUCAGAACCACUGAGGUCCCUUUACCCAGAGGACCUCUGUCCUAUGACGCACUUGUUCAUCUGCGAAGGAGUGCCUCUGCAAAGAAGACCCCGCUGUGUCCCACAGUUGAUCAUACAAUAGAGCAGCACAAGCUCCUUCCAGCCACAAAGGAAGACCACAGUGUAGGAAAGCUACCAAGAUCUGACAGAUCCCAUUUAGAUGUUUCCAAGCCCAAGGCCGGUCCACCAGCUGUGGCCCCUAAACCCAAGAGGAUUCCUGUCCACGUAUCAGUGAAAGCACUGAAUGAAGCAUCAGUCAUAACCCCAGACUUGUCAGACAGUGUGAGGGAUGCACCAGGUCCCCAGGUAGUGCGACAGGAAGCUCUGCAGAAAUUGGGCCUCUUACAGCAAGACGAGAUGGAAAACAAGAUGGUGGAUUCUGCGUCUCCUCCUAAAACCCACUUCUCGAACCCAAUGCCCGACCGGUUCACUAGAGGUCCACCUAAUGUUUACCCAUCAAGAAGCCCAUCAUUUUGUUAUUCUCAAGUGCCCACAGAGCCAAAGAACAGAUGUCUGCAGAGCAGCUCCAGUUUCCAUCAGUAUUCCAGCCACGACCACCAGCCUGCAUCUGUGCAGCCUCCUCCUCAAGUCAAUGGGUUGAAAGCAGCUGGUGUGGACCCCUCUGCCCAGACGGACAACCACCACCAGCAUCCAAACAGACGCGUGAGCCCAGCAGGGCCGACCAAAAGCGCCACAGCUCAGCCUGCCGCCCACAAAGCUUCCAACACAGUCCCGUACACUGUGAUGGUGGUGCCGGGGAUGGGGGCGGAUCGGAAAGAAGCGCUCCGAAAGCUGGGCCUGCUCAAACAAUAGGAUCCAUGAAGACUAGACGUGUGCCUGUUCUCUGUUCUGUUUACCAUCAGCUUAAAGAGUUAGAGCAUUAAGCAGGAUCUUGGCACGUGGGCAAAUGAAAGCAGAAGAGGAUAAAGGAGAAACGGGACAAUUUAAAGGGCAAUACCACUACUUUCAUUUGGGGAGUGGCCACAUACCUAUUAGAGGACACUUUACCCCCAAACUACAGUCUGAAAAUGUACCAUUCAAACCCCUGAGGUUGUUAUUACUCUAUUAUUCUACUCUAUUACUGUGCUUGCUGUCACCUCCACAUCAGAUGCAGCAUUAGAUCAUUGAAGGUUUUAAAUUUAGUGCUGCAUACACUAAUAUGCAGACUAUAUGAUAGAAACUUAAAUUAUAGAAAAAAGCCUUAUUGUGCACAGAUGUGCCUGUAAAUAAGCUGCUGGGUGUUUGGAGUAAAGUCUGAAAGUUUUGCUUUAAAAUUAAGAGCUGCACAAAGUAUUUUGUGGUGAUUUUUCAGUGUUUUCUAAACUAGUUAAUAAGAUCUAAUGUUAUUAGAUCAUUGAUUUGUUCUACAGUAUUUUAUACAGACAUGCAACUGCCUUUAUAGUAUAAAUAUUGGAAAUCUUUAAAGAAGUGUGAUUAUUUCUACAAACAGAACUCAUUGAUAAAACUGAAAUUAAAAGUUUUUUUAAA
Betta splendens (Siamese fighting fish) is the source of this 2676-nucleotide messenger RNA. RefSeq lists its product as uncharacterized. The coding region runs from base 586 to 2001 and encodes 471 amino acids. The transcript is spliced from 4 exons. The record is from RefSeq and is a predicted model, not a curated record. Lineage: Eukaryota; Metazoa; Chordata; Actinopteri; Anabantiformes; Osphronemidae.